UAAACGGAACAAGAAGAGACAGACACGAUGAAAGCGUCGUAUUUUGUGACAGUUUUAUUGCUUUCAGACAUAACAUUGACUUCAGGUUUUAUCAUUGAAUCCAUUGUAUGUGGUUCUGCUGCUGCUGUUGCUGCAUUUUUGUAUGCAUUGUCUCAGCGGGAUAAUGUAUUGCCUUUUGAUCAUAAACGUUUGGAGAAGGAUUUAAAUGAGAAUCUCCACGGCCAACAUAUCGUGUCGAAAGUUGUUCUGAGAACUGUAUCGUCAUUUAUGACGGACAGUAACCCGAACAAACCCCUCGUGCUCUCCUUCCACGGGACCGCAGGAGUGGGGAAAAACCACGUGUCUAAAAUCAUCGCAAGAAACAUUUACAAACUAGGGGACAAGAGCGAACAUUUUAUCAUGUUUGUAUCCCAACAUCAUUUUCCACACAAAGACAAAGUCGACAUGUACAGCGCAAGACUAAAGGAGCAGAUUCAUCAGCACGUAUCACGUUUCCCUCGGACCAUGUUUGUAUUUGAUGAAAUGGACAAGAUGAAUCCACGGCUGGUCGAGACCAUCAAACCUUUUCUGGACUAUGGGACACAUGUGGAUGGCGUCUCAUUCCGCAGUGCAAUCUUCAUUUUUCUAAGCAAUGCAGGUGGUGAUGUGAUCAACAACAUAGCUCUGGAUUUCUGGAAGGCAGGUAAAAACAGAGAAGAACUACAGAUGAAGGAGAUGGAGAAUCAGAUCCUUCAAAACAUCGUCAAUGAUAAGAGCACAGGUGGAUUUUGGCACUCCUCUCUAAUAAAUCACCACCUGGUGGAUCACAUUGUUCCUUUUCUCCCUCUGGAAAUGAAGCAUGUACGCCAGUGUGUUUUGACUGAAAUGGUCAAUCUGAACAUCAAUUUACAACAUCACGCUCAUCUGGCAGACACAGUGGCCAGAGACAUGCCCUUCUUCCCCUCAGACAAAAUCUUCUCUGUUAAAGGCUGCAAGUCAGUCAGACAGAAGCUGAUGCUGUACGUUGAUGACUAGAUAAGAAACAUAUAACUUUUGUUUACAUAGAUGUUUCAGCACUUGAAGACACCUUCAGAGACGUAUUCUAUAGAUUUACUAUCAUUGUGUCUGAUUAUAUUUAACUGAUUGUUGUUUGAUAAUAUCAGAUUUUUACACACAUUUUAAUUCAGUAGCCUUAGAAACAGGGCCUGAUGGGGAGAUGUUCUUCAUUCCAUUCUGACAUGAAGGAUGAAUGUUAUUGAAUGACAGUGAACGAAAGUUUGAUUUGAAUUAAAUUUUAAAAAAUGUA
Molecule: messenger RNA, 1285 nt
Organism: Triplophysa dalaica
Lineage: Eukaryota; Metazoa; Chordata; Actinopteri; Cypriniformes; Nemacheilidae
Product: torsin-1A-like
Exons: 5
Coding region: 28-1014 (328 amino acids)
Biological process (GO): protein localization to nucleus; nuclear membrane organization
Cellular component (GO): endoplasmic reticulum lumen; nuclear envelope
Molecular function (GO): kinesin binding; ATP binding; ATP hydrolysis activity
Source: RefSeq, a predicted model, not a curated record